AUGGUGGUGCCACGCCGUUUCUUGCCAUUGUUCUUGAGUGUGCUGCUAUGGGGAUCACAUGUAGUAGAUCUAGUCCAAGCAGAGAGGAACGAUACAGUGUCGUUGGCAACCCAAACCAUUCAAGUAGGUUCUGUCGGUGGUCCCAUCUUUGGUACCAUUGAUGGAGAAGGGUUUAUGGAUUUUGCCAAUGUGACAUGGGAUUGGAAGGCAAAAAAUGGCAGCGCUAGUCCUACUCUCAAGAUAAUUGGCGUCGCUACCGUUGUGCCUGGAGAUCAAGUGAAUGACGAUGGCACAGUUACGGUAACCAGCAAAGAAAAGUUCUUGGUGGAAGAACUGGGAAUUGGAGCUUUUGGUGCUACCGAUGGCCUUUACUAUGGAUGCUGUACCCAAGCUGCGAAAGAUGCUGGGGCUUGUACGGAUCAGAACAAUGAAGCCGUCUUCUUUGAUCUUUAUUGGAAUUGGAGUCAAUGGGGAAGUCUUAUUUUGGACCCUCGCAGAAAUGAAGAACGGUCCUUUCACACUCGACAUUUUGAGAUAUUACCUCCUGAUUCGAAUCUGACAUCGGGUGAUUUGGCCUUUGGAUCAGUCUACCAAAUGAAUUUUGAAACUGGAGGUCAUUUGGCACUAGUGUUCGGAAAUUGUGCUACCGAAGAUAUCAAUGUGACUGCAAUCAACAGCGAGAGCUCAAUGUUUCCUACCAGCGUGGCAGCAGUCAAAAUCUCAGGCAACAUUGAGUUUGUCUCGUUUGUUUCAGCCAGCACACUCCCGAUUUAUUUUGCUCUAACAGCAGCACAUGUGAUACUCACCCUAUGGUAUCGACGCCUGAUGAGUCAACAUGCUGACACAAGGAUAAGAGUCGAAGAAUGGAUCUUUAUGGCUCUGGCACUUUCAUCCGUCUCUAUUACCAUACGUACUGUUCUCUACACUUGCGAAGCCUUUGGAGAUGAUCCCUACCUGGUACUACAGCUGGUUGCAGCCUCUGCCAAAUCCAUUGCCCAUGGAGUCAGUCGAUGUGUUUAUCUCUUGGUGGCAAUGGGAAUUGGUGUGACAUCGGAACAUGCAACACAAUCUGCUUUUGCCUACAUCUCCUUGUGGCUGGGACUCUAUAUACCCAGCAAAUUAAUUGUCGACGUUGCCAUCAUCUACGAGAGCGAAUCCAUCUUUUUGGGGUUGGCCUUGAAUCUAUUUUUCACGCUCAAUCUACUUUUCAUGAUAUGGAUUCCCAUGUCCAUUCGCACCACCAUUGCACUGUUGCGGGCCAGUAAUGAACCGCUCAAAUUGCAACGCUACCAAUGGAUAUGGCAGAUCUAUCUACUGGCUGUAUGCCUGGCCGUGGCGCAAAUCUUUGUCAUUCUCUUUACACCCACAACCAUGGAAAUCAUCAUGACGCAAGAAGAACAGAAUGAUGCCAUUUAUUUGCUCAUCUUGGGAAUGAUUGCGUACCUCUGGAGACCCAAUCCCUCGCAACAACUAUAUGCCUACGCCAUGUUGGGCACAGACGGAGAAAUGCCAGCCAGUAUGGAUUUGGAGCUGACCACCACACAGUACGAUGACAUCCAGGACAUCAAUGAUCGACCCUCUCCUCCAAUGGAUGACCCGCCAGGAACUGGUCGUCCAAUUGACUAA
Molecule: messenger RNA, 1626 nt
Organism: Seminavis robusta
Lineage: Eukaryota; Bacillariophyta; Bacillariophyceae; Naviculales; Naviculaceae
Source: the annotation of a GenBank genome assembly